Molecule: messenger RNA, 1662 nt
Organism: Rotaria sordida
Lineage: Eukaryota; Metazoa; Rotifera; Eurotatoria; Philodinida; Philodinidae
Source: the annotation of a GenBank genome assembly
AUGACAGAUAAUCAUGCAUCAAGAACGAGAUCACAUGUCGAAAAAUUAUCUCAUUCUCAUGAAUUACAUGAACAUCAAUGUUCUUCAUCAUUGAAACAGAAUCCUCGAAUUACUUCAGUUAUUCAUAUUUCUGUUAGACCAACUAGCAGUAUCCGUAUACCUUUAGAUAAUAAAGACAAUAAGAGUAUCAAUUGUAAAUCAGCAAUUGUAACAACUCGUCAAAAUCGUAAUAGUUUGAAAGAAUCAAUUAAUAAAAAAAAUUCUAUCAAACGGUCAACAAGUGCAACAAGUUCUGUCAGUGUGACUAGAGUUCAUCGUCCAUCAUCACAGUUUCGUGACAAGUCAUGGAAAUCUACUGAUGAUUUAAAUCAAAAAUUUGAGUAUGCGAACAAUUAUGAAACAAAUUCAACUAUCAAACAUCAUCAAUCUAGAACAAGCGAAAAUACUAUUAUCAAUAAAACAAUUUCAACAAAUCAUAUUAAAAACAAAAAAUUAUUGGGAACAGUAGAAGAUUUAACAAAUCCUGUACAUAAAUAUUAUCAUUUAGCAAAAAAGAAAAAGAUCAAGAAUUGGUUUAAAUAUUAUUGUCAAUGUUCACGACGACGAGUAUUCAUAUCUUUAUGUUUUCCUAUUCUUCUUAGUAUAAUUAUCGGUAUUAUUAUUCUUAUUAUUCUAUUAAACAAAUCCAAAGUAACAACUAUAACACCUUCUCCUAUAGCCAUUCUUCGUUGGAAUACCACUGGUAUAACAUUGUUUGGUACUACAGGCAUAAGAGGAAACACAUCUCAACAAUUUUACAGUCCUUUUGGUUUAGCAUUCGACUCAUUGAGUAAUCUCUAUGUUGGUGAUAGAUAUAAUCACCGAAUUCAAAAAUGUAAUAUCAUAACAUUAACUUGUACAACAAUAGCUGGUCAAGCAAAUGCAGUAAAAGGAACCAAUAUGAGUUAUUUGAAUGGUCCUACUUAUGUUUAUAUUGAUUCGAAUGAUAAUUUAUAUAUAGCAGAUUCUGAUAAUUAUCGAGUUCAAUUUUGGAGUUAUGGUGCAUCUUAUGGCAAGACCAUUGCUGGAAUAACAGGUUCUUCAGGUUCAGCAUUAAAUCAAUUCAGCAUUCCAUAUGGCAUUGCACUAGAUUCUAAUUCAAAUACAGUAUAUAUUUCAGACUAUAAUAAUCAUCGUGUUAUGAAAUACUUAUCAGGUAGUUCAUCGGGUACUAUUGCUGCUGGUGGAAAUGGUUUUGGAACAAACAAUACAAAAUUAUAUCGUCCUGCUGGUCUUAUAUUGGAUUCAUCAACAAAUAGUCUUAUCAUUGCUAAUUUUGGUGCAAGUAAUAUUGUUCGUUGGGUCUUAGGUGAUAAUAAAUGGACAAUUGUUCAAGGUGAUCCUAAUGGAUUGAAUGGUAAUACAUCAACAUUUCUUGAUCAUCCUACAGGUAUAACAUAUGAUCCAAUGGGUAAUCUGUAUGUAGCAGAUAUGUUUAAUCAUCGUAUACAAAUGUACGAAGUUGGUCAAACAAAUGGUACUACAAUUGCGGGUAUAUCAGGAAAACUUGGAAAUAAUUCAACUAUGCUUUAUUAUCCUGUUUCGGUAAUCCUUGAUAAUCAACUUAAUUUAUAUGUCAGUGAUUCAUUUAAUCAAAGAAUACAAAAAUUUGUUCGUUAUUAA